This is a messenger RNA of Colletotrichum truncatum, 669 nucleotides long. RefSeq lists its product as uncharacterized. NCBI's taxonomy places the organism in Eukaryota, Fungi, Ascomycota, Sordariomycetes, Glomerellales, Glomerellaceae. The record is from RefSeq and is a predicted model, not a curated record.
AUGGCCGUCCCGCCCAAGUUCGCCGCCCACAAGCUCACUUUUGCGCCGCCCAAGGCUCUCGCCGACGGCACUCCUUUCGGCGGCGUCCCAGCCCAGCCGCACACUAUUGAGAUCUACCUCGAUUACGUCUGCCCUUUCUCCGCAAAACAGUUUAACACCUUCUAUCAUCAAGUCGUUCCCGCCAUUCGUUCCAACCCAGCCUGGGCCUCCAACGUCGAGGUCAUCUUUCGCCAGCAGGUGCAGCCAUGGCACCCUUCCAGCACGCUGGUCCACGAGUCUGCCGUUGCCGUCAUCAAGGUCGCCCCUGAGAAGUUCUGGGAGUACAGCGACGCACUGUUCAAGGCACAGAAGGAAUAUUUCGACGUCAACGUCGUCAACGAGACGCGCAACGACACCUACAAGCGCCUCGCCAAAUUGGCCGGCUCUGUCGGGGUCGACGAGAAGAAGGUGUACGAUCUGCUGGUCGUCUCGGACAAGCCCAGCGAAGAUGGCUCGCUUAACAGCGGUAACGGCGUGACGAACGACUUCAAGGUGCUCAUCAAGCUUGCGCGGUUGACGGGCGUGCACGUCAGCCCUACGGUGCUUUUCGACGGAUACCCCAACAAUGCGAUCAGCUCGAGCUGGACGUUGGAGCAGUGGAAGGAGUGGCUGCAGCAGAACGUUGUCUGA